This is a messenger RNA of Lycium ferocissimum, 1814 nucleotides long. Its product is annotated as putative ALA-interacting subunit 2. The transcript has 9 exons. Lineage: Eukaryota; Viridiplantae; Streptophyta; Magnoliopsida; Solanales; Solanaceae. Gene Ontology annotation, cellular component: plasma membrane; Golgi apparatus; endoplasmic reticulum. Bases 370 to 1425 code for a protein of 351 amino acids. The record is from RefSeq and is a predicted model, not a curated record.
UGAUAGUUGAAAUGUGUUGUUUACCCUUAUGUCUUUUCCUUUUGGAAACAAUAGGACGGGAAAGGAAGACUUUGAAUCGGAGACUUACAACACCUCUUUGGUCGAAACGUAUAAAUGCGUAUUACCCCCCUUUGUCACAGUGCUUUUCUUUUGUCAAAAGCAAUCUCUCACAUUCCCUCAAUUACUACUAAACUUCUAUUCAAAAUCAUCCAAUUUUUUCCCCUUAUAAAUUCGAAAAAUCGCAGUUAUCAACCAUUGUACUACUAGUUCAAUUUUCCAAAAUACCUUUGUUCUCAGCUGCAGGUUCUUGAGUAAAGAAUCUACUGGCGUUUCAAUCAUUGGUUGGACGCUCCUUUAUAAUUUGAUCGAAUGGAUGUGGAGGGAGCCAGUACUUUGUCAGGAAAUGGUGCACAAUCUGUAGAAUCUCGUUCCCGUCCAGUUCGGCGACAUUUGAAUAAUGCUGUAUAUCAGUUUACACAACAAAAUCUCCCAGCGUGUAAACCUGUACUGACACCGUCAUGGGUCAUUUCAAUGUUUUUCUUGAUUGGCGUCGUUUUUAUUCCAAUUGGACUGCUCUGUCUUUAUGCUUCUGAAAGUGUUGUUGAGAUUGUUGACAGAUAUGAUACAGAUUGUGUGCCAGAUAGUUUCAAGAGCCAAAAAGUUGCUUACAUCAAAGAUAGCUCAGUUUCCAAGAAUUGUACACGUUACUUAAAGGUGCCCCAAAAUAUGAAAGCUCCAAUUUACAUCUAUUAUCAACUCGAUAACUAUUACCAGAACCACAGAAGGUAUGUCAAAAGCAGAAGUGAUAAACAGCUUUUACACGGAUUAACAUACAAUGAUACGAGUUCUUGCAAUCCCGAAGGAGAAAACAAUGGUCUCCCAAUUGUUCCUUGUGGUUUGAUUGCAUGGAGCUUGUUUAACGACACAUAUUCCUUCUUCCGUGGGGCAGAUGCUAUAAAAGUCAACAGGAAAAAUAUUGCUUGGAGGAGUGAUCGUGAACACAAAUUUGGGAAAAAUGUUUAUCCGUUCAAUUUCCAGAGCGGGUCUCUAAUUGGUGGUGCAACAUUGGACCCUAACAUUCCUCUAAGUGAUCAGGAGGAUCUCAUUGUAUGGAUGCGUACUGCUGCUCUUCCUACCUUCCGUAAGUUAUAUGGAAGAAUUGAAGUGGACUUAGAGGAAGAUGACUUAAUUAUGGUGAAUCUUGUUAACAACUACAACACGUAUAGUUUCGGUGGAAGGAAGAAACUUGUUCUUUCAACAACCAGCUGGCUGGGAGGUCGGAAUAACUUCCUUGGGAUGUCCUACGUUGCUGUUGGUUCUUCAUUUAUCUUCCUCGCUUUUGUCUUCUUGUUACUUCAUGUGAAAAAUCCAAGGCCUUAUGGAGAUACAAAUUUAUCUUGGAACUGGAAAGGCAUGUCAAACUAGAAGGUAUCACUUCGGCUGAAUUACAAAUUCCUCUUUGAAAAGUUUGGCUUCAUGAAGUGAACUUUAUUAAUGAGAACAACAGAGUAUCUGCUAAGUUGUUGGAAUCACAAAACCAAAUUUGGUGUAUCAUUUUAGUAACUUGUUCUGGCAUGCUAAUACCUAUAUGUAUCUUUGAAAUUUGCUUGAGUAGUUUCCCGGCGAAAUGAUUUAGCAAAACCCGUAGCUACUAUUGGCUGGGUGUGUACUGUGUAGUAUGAAUUAUUGAAAGUUAGCUAACUAGCUAUUUGGUAUGUAUUUGCAAGAUAAAUCAGAUAAUUUUCUUCUUAUACUAGCAACAUGCAAAUUUCAUUCAGAUGGUCAGUGAAGCAUGGGUUGAUGAAAUUGAAUUA